Morus notabilis is the source of this 587-nucleotide messenger RNA. RefSeq names its product VQ motif-containing protein 10. The record is from RefSeq and is a predicted model, not a curated record. The transcript has a single exon. The coding region runs from base 134 to 496 and encodes 120 amino acids. Lineage: Eukaryota; Viridiplantae; Streptophyta; Magnoliopsida; Rosales; Moraceae.
UUCGAUGCUAAAGCAAAAUUAAGUUCUCUUAUGUAUCAUUCAAAUUAAGUCAGCUAAAGGAUACUUGUAAAAUUAGAUUACACUCUUUGUUAAAAACUUCAUUUUCUAACAAUUCCGUUUUUAAUCUUCUGUAAUGGCUAGCCCAAGGCGCGGACCGGUGAAGGUUGUGUUGAUCGAUACCCGGUACGUGAAGGCCGAUCCGACGAGCUUCAAAUCGGUGGUUCAGAGCCUCACAGGGAAGGAUUCUUGCGUUGCAUGGGUUGAGAGUAGCUCCUUCCAUGGAACUACCAAUAAUACGACGACGACGACUACUACUACUCAUGAGAUCAAUAAGGGAGAGAUCAAACCAGAUCACGAUGUUAUUAGUAGUACUAAUAAUGGCAACGGCUCGUCGUUUAUGUUUUCACGAGGAAUGUCUUUCAAGGACUUGGACAGAAUGUUGCUGGAAAUGCCUCCAUUGGCGGACUUGCAGUAUUGGCUCUCGGAUAAUCAGUAGAAUUAUUAUUACCAAUAAUUGAUAUCAUCACCAUAAUGAGUUAGUCCUGUAAUUUUGUUGUACUAUUCAUCUCUCAUACAAUGGUUUUAAA